GUCAUGUUACACAUCUUAAAAUAAAGUAGAGAAAUGUGUCAUGUUACACAUCUUAAAAUAAAGUAGAGAAAUGUGUUAUGUUACUUGUCUUAAAAUAAAGUAGAGAAAUGUGUUAUGUUACUUGUCUUAAAAUAAAGUUGAGAAAUGUGUUGUUACUCAUCUUAAAAUAAAGUAGAGAAAUGUGUUGUUACUCAUCUUAAAAUAAAGUAGAGAAAUGUGUUAUGUUACACAUCUUAAAAUAAAGUAGAGAAAUGUGUUAUGUUACACAUCUUAAAAUAAAGUAGAGAAAUGUGUUAUGUUACACAUCCUAAAAUAAAGUAGAGAAAUGUGUUAUGUUACACAUCCUAAAAUAAAGUAGAGAAAUGUGUUAUGUUACACGUCUUAAAAUAAAGUUGACAAAUGUGUUAUGUUACACGUCUUAAAAUAAAGUAGAGAAAUGUGUCAUUACUCGUCUUAAAAUAAAGUUGACAAAUGUGUUGUUACACGUCUUAAAAUAAAGUUGAGAAAUGUGUUAUGUUACACGUUUUAAAAUAAAGUUGAGAAUUAAACUCGAAAUUUAUUUGAUACAAAUAAAAUGAAAUAUAUUAAGCUAAAAUACUAGAGUAUCAACUACUAGAUUAGUCUUAGCAAAAUUGUAACUUUUUUUUGGAGUAGGAGAGGAUCCAUUAGCAGACAUGACAGACACAAGCGACAUUAACUCAGUCGCGGGAGUGUUAAAGCUGUAUCUGCGAGAACUACGCGAACCCUUAUUUCCAAUUUUCUUCUUCGAUCAGCUGGUGGAAAUAAGCCGGGUUGAAUUUAAAUCUGAGUUCAUCAGUAAGGUUAGAGAUGUUGUGGCCAGUCUCCCACGAUCAGUUUUUGUUGUUCUUCGCUACCUGUUUGCGUUCUUAAAUCACGUUUCGGAAUUUAGCGAUGAAAACAUGAUGGACCCACAUAACUUAGCUACUUGCUUUGGUCCGUCUAUGCUGCCAAUACCUGAGGACAAAAACCAGGUCCAGAAUCAAAACUUAUUCAAUGAACUUAUUAAGAACAUUAUUGUCUACCAGGAAGAGAUCUUUCCCAACGAUGGUGGGAUGGUCUACGAGAAGUACAUCAGUCUCGACGUCCCAUAUGAAAAUGAUGUCGGCGAGUCUCCAGUUGACCAAUGCUCCGACGAUCUCGAUACGUUGGAUAGUUCUGAAGCAGAGAUUCUUGCUAGUGAAGAUGAAUAUGAAAUUCUAGAGGGUGUGGCACAGCAGACGUUCUGUGGUCGAACGGAUCGUGAACUCUCCUUUAAAGAGGGUGACGUUUUGCAGUUGUACUCCCAAGUUUCUAACAAGUGGUGGAAAGGGAGUUUGAAUGGGAGAGAAGGACUUGUGCCGGACAAUUCAUCUUUCUCAAACUGAAGGAUGAAGAUAGAGAGAAAGUCGGUCGUGAUGGUAGUGAAAGACAUGCAAGUAGCAGCAGCGAUUCCCUGUCGGGCUAUAGUGCCAGCCCCAAGCCUUCCGUUGACAUACAUAUACCCGAAGAAGAGACGUUAGGAUCCGACACGUUCUUUCCAGAUUCACUGUCCACGUUACCUUCGAGCUCAACGUCCAGCUCUGGGAUUGGUUCUUUGCAUUCCCUAAACAUAAACUGCCGGCGAAGACUCAGCCUCAGCCCUUCCACUCUACGCAAAGUUCAGCUUUCUGCUUCUGUCGAGUUUAAUCAACCCAAACUGGUUCAUUCGAGCAGUGUAGGAAAGGCAAUGGAAGACCUAGCAAAAGAUGAAAACCUACUAAUGACUAAAGACUUGUGUUUCCAUGGUCAUGAAAAGGAAGAGAAUUACACUAAUGGGCAAGUGAAAGACUUUAGCCAUAACCUUACUUGUGCCUCAUCAAAUGUUGAGUCUGCUAAAGGUAAAGUAGUAGAAUUAGCUGGAACUAAUUCUGGAGAUUAUUCAGAAGUAAUUCUCCUUUCAUCUAGCAAAGGUACCCCAGACCUUGUUAGGGAUCUUCCAUAUAAUCCAUGUGGACUUGAUUUACCCUUGGAAAAGUGUUCAGAGGAAGAGAAGGAAAGUCCAACCUCUCAGUCCCUCAUCAAUAGUCCAGAAUUGACCACAGCAGAAAGAUUUGCCCUUUCACAUCAAGGCACUCUUAAGAAAGGUAGUUCUCGACCUGGGCUAAAGUCAACCUUGCCGGUCAAGGUUUGGACAAAAACUCAAAAUGGUCAGGAAUCUAGUUCAAGUAAAGUGUUCACAGUGGUUUCCCAAAUAGAAGAUCAGAUGAAGCCCACACCCGAAGUCCCUCGGAGUUUUAAACAGGAGGUGGAAAUCCAGGGACAUUCCCUCAAUUCAUUAGGUGACCAUAGUUCAGAAGUUAUACAUUCAAGAGGUGUUUCACAUAUCAAGCUUUUGCCCAAAGUGAAGCCCCCUGUAAUGAAGAAGCCAACACUUCCUUCUCAACCAGUGAGAUUUCCAGAGAGAGAAUACAAGUGAACUUUGUUAAACACCGAGUUGGAAAAAAAACUGUUCAAAGAACAACCUAUACAAAUAGUUCGAGCAUAUCACGUGCGUAUUUCUGGAAAUUUAUGGUGAACGAACGGAGAAGAAAAAAAGGAUCUAGCUACUGAAAUAAGUUAAUUUUUGUUUCUGUAAAACAAAUUGGAGGAAAUAAAGGAACAAACUGUUGAAAUAAGUGUUGGUUUUAUUUCUAAGAAUUGGAAAAACACAUGGGGUUGAGAUUAUUACGUGUUCGUGGAAAGUCAGAUUCGAGACUAUAUCUGUCCUCCCAUAAUAUAUCAGAUUGAUCUCAAAAUAAUCUGUUGUUUUAAUAUUUGAUUUCUUCUCUUGCAGUUAAACUGUGGCAGAACCAACAGUCGUAAAAUGGUUCCGUUAGUACGACUUACUGUGAUUAAAGAUGUUUGUACAUAACACUUUCAUCGUAAUCUUUAGGAAAAAACAAAGUUUGUAUCUUCAGAAUGUUUAUUACUUCCUAAAAAUCCAUCUUGAGUAAAUUACUUUUUCAAAAAGAAUUAUAUGACAUUCUAUAAAUUACAAACAUUUUGAGAGAUGAAUCUAAUGAGAAUUGAAAAUAUACCUGUAGUUUUUAACCAUUUUGUAUGUGAUUUACACUUCUCUCAAUCAAACAUUUACGAACUACUAAGUUAUAAUGUCUUGAUAAUGCUAUAUCAUGUUAUUUUUUUUAAUAGAUUAUGUAUUUUAAUGAAAUUAUUAUUUUGAUAGAAUGUACCUUGUUAAUUGAAAUGUUUCAGAAGUUGUAUGUACUCAACUUACCAUAAUAUCCAACUCAUUAGUGUGUGCUUGCAUCUUUUAUUUACCAUCUAGGAGGCUAUUUUCUUUAUGAAUUUUUUUUUAAUAUUAAAGUUUUUGUCUUUAUAACUUUGAAGUAUAAAGUACUGUAUUAUAGAUAUGUUUGUACAGAAUUUUGCAGAAGAUGUUAUGUUACAAUAUCCAAUUUGUAUUGUCUGCAUGCAGAAAAAGGUUAUAUAUGUGAAUUUUAAUUUUUUUUUUCUUUAUGUAAAACUCGUCAGUGACAUUAAAUUCCACUUCCAAUA
Molecule: messenger RNA, 3534 nt
Organism: Limulus polyphemus (Atlantic horseshoe crab)
Lineage: Eukaryota; Metazoa; Arthropoda; Merostomata; Xiphosura; Limulidae
Product: SLIT-ROBO Rho GTPase-activating protein 1-like
Exons: 6
Coding region: 675-1385 (236 amino acids)
Biological process (GO): signal transduction; negative regulation of cell migration
Cellular component (GO): cytoplasm
Molecular function (GO): protein binding
Source: RefSeq, a predicted model, not a curated record